AUGGUCCUCACGAGCAGCCAAAUCUGCUCCAUGCUUUUCACCGAUGUCGGCAACGGCUUCUACAACUGUACAUCCUGCGACAAGCAGUACAAGAAGGGCAAUGGCUACACGAACCUGCUGAGCCACCUGCGGCGCAACCACGACAACUACGAGCUAGAGGCCCAGGAGGCGUCACGCCGCCAGAACCCGCUGCGCCUACACCUCGUCAGCACACGGACCAGGGACCUAUACCGCUGGCUCGAGUGGGUCGUCUGCGACCGCCUCCCGUUUGCGUUCGUAGAGCGGCGGCUCACGCGCCUCAACGCCUCCCUCUCUCUCGUGUCGGAGGACACCCUCUCCAAGUACAUCGUGCUGAUUUUCGAGCUGCUAGAGCUGCGCGUCGCUCGCGAGCUCCCUGCAUCGUUCGGCCUCGUUCUAGACGGGUGGACCAGUGGUGGUCGUCACUACAUCGCGAUAUUCGCGGUAUUCGGCAGCGACAGUACCGGUAUUACCGGUGGCGGCGCUGACAACGAGUACUAUGACGAUCUCGAGUGCUCAUCGCGCCGCUUCCUGCUGUUAACAUUCGCUCCAGUAGAGGUCGAGGAAGACAUGGGUGCGCAGAGUCAGUACGACCUGAUCGCUGACACGCUGUCUCGCUAUAACAAGCCAUGGAGCGCGGUGAAGUUCAUGGUGGGAGACAACUGCUCUGUGAACCAAUGCAUCGGCCGGAAGGAAGGGGCUAUCCCCUUCAUUGGAUGUGCUAGCCACAGAUUCAAUUUGGCGGUGAAGGACUUCCUCAAGACCGAGGACGAGCUCAUUGCGAAGGUGCACGCGCUGAUGACCAAGCUCCGGACGAUCAAGGGCCGCGCUCUGCUUCGCCGCGUCUCCCAUCUGUCGCCUCUGUUGAGGUACGACACCAGGUGGUCGAGCACGUACGAGAUGGUGGCGCGCUAUGUGAAGCUCCAGCCCGCCAUAAUCAAGCUGGGCCAUGACCUUCUGGUCAAGUACGAAGUACAGCCGCUUUUGCUGCGGCGCGCCGAGCACGAGCGAGCCAGGGCGUUGGAGAAGGACCUGGAGAAGUUCGAGGGAGGGGUGAAGGAGUACCCUGCACUCAAGUCACGACUGGCCGCAACGGCUCCGAUCGUCAACAACCCGCAUUUAGAACUGGGCCUCGUCAAGCUUCAGCGCGAAGAGGCGUUGACGGCCGCGGAACGGUCGGCGUGUGCCGAGUUUAGAUCGACGACCCUUGAAUGGGCACCAGCGCGGGAGGACGGCAACAGCUCUAUCGUCAAGGCGGCGUUCAAGAAGAGGAAGGCACCGAGGCGCUCGCAAUACGUGGACGUCGCCUACGUGCCGCCGACGUCCAACGAGUACGAGCGCUUUUUUUCGGCGGCGAAGCUGGUGCUCACAGACGUGCGGAAGAGUCUCUCCCCCACCAUGCUCGAGAUGCUGAUGUGUCUGCAGUACAACCGCGACUUGUGGGACGUCAACACGGUGGAGCAGGUUCGUGCACGAAUUGGCAGCAAUUAA
Messenger RNA from Phytophthora sojae, 1509 nucleotides. RefSeq lists its product as hypothetical. Gene Ontology annotation, molecular function: DNA binding. The record is from RefSeq and is a predicted model, not a curated record. Bases 1 to 1509 code for a protein of 502 amino acids. The transcript has 2 exons. Lineage: Eukaryota; Oomycota; Peronosporomycetes; Peronosporales; Peronosporaceae.